UCCUCUCGCAGCGCUUCCGGUCUGUCUCACCGUGUCUCGCUUCACAGUAUUGAGGGCUUUUAUCAGUGUGAAUUCAGACUCCAGGGUCUCUUCACAGCAUCGAUGGCUGAUCAUGUGGAACAUGCUGUCAAUAAUGUGUCAGUGGACGGGACAGAGGGCAGCCGGCACACUGAGACGAGCCCCGGCCGAACCGAGGUGGAGCUGAACGGCCAGCCGCCCACCGCUCGACCCCCGCUGGUGCUCACAGACACCGAGGAGGACGAGGAUGAGGAGCUGACGCUCAAAUACGGAGCCAAGCACGUGAUCAUGCUGUUCAUUCCCGUCACGCUGUGUAUGGUGGUGGUGGUGGCCACCAUCAAAUCAGUCAGUUUCUACACGCAGAAGGACGGCCAGCAGCUGAUCUACACUCCGUUCCGUGAGGACACAGAGACGGUGGGACAGCGUGCACUGAACUCCAUGCUCAACGCCGCCAUCAUGAUCAGUGUGAUUGUGGUCAUGACCCUGGUGCUGGUGGUGCUCUACAAGUACAGAUGCUACAAGGUGAUUCAAGGCUGGCUGUUCUUCUCCAACCUUCUCCUCCUCUUCUUUUUCUCCUUCAUUUAUUUGGGGGAAGUGUUCAAGACGUAUAACGUGGCCAUGGACUACCUGACGUUAGCGCUGAUCAUCUGGAACUUCGGUGUGGUGGGAAUGAUCUGUAUCCACUGGAAGGGUCCUCUGCGGCUCCAGCAGGCCUAUCUGAUCAUGAUCAGCGCUCUCAUGGCCCUGGUCUUCAUCAAGUACCUGCCCGAGUGGACCGCCUGGCUCAUCCUCGCGGCUAUAUCCGUCUACGAUCUGUUGGCGGUGUUGUGCCCGAAAGGACCUCUGCGUAUCCUGGUGGAAACGGCUCAAGAGAGGAAUGAACCUAUCUUCCCUGCUCUCAUCUACUCCUCAACCAUGGUGUGGCUGUUUAACAUGGCGGACAGCGCAGAGACCAGGAAUAAUUCCAGCCAUCCAGUUCCUGAGCAGGAGAACCAGGUGGCCGUGGCACCCAUGGCUCAGCCGGACGAUGAUGGCGGGUUCACACCAGCGUGGGUCGAUCAGCAGCAGCAUCAGCUCGGCCCCAUGCAGUCCACUGAGGACAGCAGACGAGAGAUCCAGGAGCUGCCCUCCGCUCGCCCGCCACCUGAGGAAGAUGAAGAAGAGCGGGGUGUGAAGCUGGGUUUGGGAGACUUCAUCUUUUACAGUAUGCUGGUGGGUAAAGCAUCAGCCACAGCCAGCGGUGACUGGAACACGACGCUAGCCUGCUUUGUGGCCAUUCUUAUCGGUUUAUGUCUAACUUUGCUCCUUCUGGCCAUCUUCAAAAAGGCCCUUCCAGCUCUCCCCAUCUCCAUAACCUUCGGCCUGGUCUUUUACUUUGCCACUGAUAACCUCGUGCGGCCGUUCAUGGAUCAGCUGGCUGUUCAUCAGUUCUACAUUUAACACAGAGGAGAGGUCACUCGUCAUGCACUCCACUUUACAGCUAAUUCCCAGAAUCCUCUUGCAGGGACCGUGAACCCUGUAGACUAGCACACCUCUCAUCUUCCUCUGGACACAUGACUGGAUUGGCUGUUUUUGCCAUUGAAUGACUCUAUUAAUCACAGUGCCUCUCCAGUGACUGACCUGAUCCUAAUAUCCUGAUAUGGCAACAUCUUCGGGCGAUACGUCGAACAUUUGUUUGUUUGGAGAAAAUACAAACCAUCUUACAUGUACGAAUGGAUGAAAAUGAUUGACAUUCAAACUUAAUUCAAAGUUUGAUGAACUCUGUUGUAUAGAAUGGGACCAGAGCUUGCUUUGUCCACCAGAUCUUGGAUGCAUUUUCUAGGCAUUACAUUAAUUCCAGCUCUGAUAUAGUGAGCGUUAACCCAAAGCUCUCUGAAUGAUACGUCUGCGCGCACAGAGGCCGGUACUGAUCACUUUUGUUGGUCUUCUGAGGGUGCCUGUGAUGCUUCGAGUUUUCAUUUUUAACACCAGCCAUUUGACCAUAUUUGAGACGACUCUAGCAUUAAAUCAAGUGCUGAUCCAAGCUACUGUUUUGCUCUCCUGAAAAGUGUGAGCGCGUUAUUUUGGAAUGUAUUCGAUUUUGGACAGGAUGUCAGGAGAAUUGUUUGUUUGUUAGUUAAUUUUGUUGUUUUGUUUCUCUUUUUUUUUUUUUUUAACCAGCAAAAUGGAUGAUUGAAUGACUUUUACUUUAAUAGUAUCCACACCUUUUGUCAUUUCAAGAAAAUGCAAAUGUUUUGUACCUAAACUGAAAGAUUCACAAAUAAAAGGAUUGCUCAUUUGAGCAAA
Carassius auratus (goldfish) is the source of this 2304-nucleotide messenger RNA. Its product is annotated as presenilin-1-like. The record is from RefSeq and is a predicted model, not a curated record. Gene Ontology annotation, molecular function: aspartic endopeptidase activity, intramembrane cleaving. NCBI's taxonomy places the organism in Eukaryota, Metazoa, Chordata, Actinopteri, Cypriniformes, Cyprinidae. Gene Ontology annotation, biological process: protein processing; amyloid-beta formation; membrane protein ectodomain proteolysis. The transcript is spliced from 11 exons. Gene Ontology annotation, cellular component: membrane; gamma-secretase complex. The coding region runs from base 103 to 1458 and encodes 451 amino acids.